AACUAUAAACAACGCUUCUGACCUCAAUCACUUUAACAAUUGAACCCCGACUUAAGAACAAGCACAUUGGCAAUAAUGCUAGUAAAAAUUUUAUCUGUGAUUUUAGCAAUUACGUUCAUUAACAAUGUGGCCAGUGAAAUUGGAUACGCAGUACCGGAGCCAAAAAUCGACAUUUUCGAUACUAAAGGCUUUAGAGUAUCCAUUCCGGAUGGAUUCGGACUGGAACUGUUCGCUUUCCAUGGGAAAAUUAACGAACCCAUGAAUGGACUGGAGGCUGGACAGUUUUCGAAGGACAUCCUGAUGAAAUGUGGCGAUUUGUGGGUUUUUGAAGAUAACACCGAAAAAUUGGUGGUUGGAAAUACACUUUACUAUUGGUUGUUCGUUAUCAGGAACAGGUUGGGGCAUCGGUAUGAUAAUGGGAAAUUUGUUGUUCGAGACAUAACUAGUUACAGUCCCUUGUCUUGCCAAUCUACAGCUACCGAGCCACCUAAAGACUCUUGGAUUUUCAACGACACUUACUUGAACAAUUUGGAGCACAAUCCUUUAUUCGAUGUUCGGUCACUUGAAGGACUUACUGGCUCUGUGGGUUUGAAAAAAUCCGAAAAACGAGACGUUGAAAUCUCUGUAUGUUGUGACCUAUUUUUAAACCUGUCCCAUCGUCUGGUGGGUGUGGGUAUUGAGAAUCAGAAACUCAUGGAAGAGAACCGGAUUUUAACCGAGCUGGUUGAACGAGAUGAGUAUUCUGCCAAAAAUCUGAGACUGUUUGGGAAUUACCCGGAAACCUAUUAUCCGACUCCAAAAGACUUUGCUCAGAAUCUGCUCAGAGAAAAGCUGCAACUUUACAAUGUGCGAGUGGUGACAGCGAAAACCAUCCCUGGAGAUGGCAUCAGUUUUACCGUGGAAACUCUAAGAGAUAAAAUUAAUGUAAUUUUGGCAGCGAAGUCGGGACUGAUGGGUUCGAACUUCGAACUAUUAUGGUAGAUGUUGCAUGAUUUGCAGGCUUUUCAAUUGAAAUAAACAUAUUGAAAAUGC
Messenger RNA from Dendroctonus ponderosae (mountain pine beetle), 1032 nucleotides. RefSeq lists its product as uncharacterized. Bases 76 to 981 code for a protein of 301 amino acids. Lineage: Eukaryota; Metazoa; Arthropoda; Insecta; Coleoptera; Curculionidae. Gene Ontology annotation, molecular function: carbohydrate binding. The transcript is spliced from 2 exons. The record is from RefSeq and is a predicted model, not a curated record.